Molecule: messenger RNA, 1670 nt
Organism: Vicia villosa (hairy vetch)
Lineage: Eukaryota; Viridiplantae; Streptophyta; Magnoliopsida; Fabales; Fabaceae
Product: MADS-box protein SOC1-like
Exons: 8
Coding region: 248-895 (215 amino acids)
Biological process (GO): positive regulation of transcription by RNA polymerase II
Cellular component (GO): nucleus
Molecular function (GO): RNA polymerase II cis-regulatory region sequence-specific DNA binding; protein dimerization activity; DNA-binding transcription factor activity, RNA polymerase II-specific
Source: RefSeq, a predicted model, not a curated record
UGAAACUAAAGGCACAAUAGGUGGUUGAAUAAGGAAAGCUAACUCUGUCUCUGCUAUGCACUUCUUUUCUCUCUUUUUGGGUGCUUCUUUUCUCUCCUAUUAAUUUCUUUCCUUUCAUUUUCUUUCCCUUUUCUCUCAUUCUUUUCCAAUUUAGUCCAUCAUCAACAAAACCCUUCUCUUAUCUCUUCUCUCAAGUCUCAACAACAACAUCAUCUCUUUUCUUUCUAUCUCCAGAAAUUGAAUAAAAAUGGUGAGAGGAAAAACUCAGAUGAAACGUAUAGAGAAUGCAACAAGCAGACAAGUUACAUUUUCAAAGAGAAGAAAUGGUUUGUUGAAGAAAGCUUUUGAACUAUCUGUGCUUUGUGAUGCUGAAGUUGCUCUCAUCAUCUUUUCUCCAAGAGGAAAACUUUAUGAGUUUUCUAGCUCCUGCAUGCAGGACACAAUUGAACGGUACCGUAGAAAUACCAGGAGUGCUCAACCAUUGCAAAGAUCAGAUGAACAAAAUAUGCAGAAUUUGAAGCAAGAAACAGCAAGUUUGAUGAAAAAGAUUGAGCUUCUUGAAGCUUCGAAACGGAAACUCAUGGGAGAAGGUUUGGGUUCAUGCUCCUUGGAAGAACUACAACAGAUAGAACAACAGUUGGAAAAGAGUGUAAGCACUGUUAGAGCAAGAAAGAAUCAGGUUUACAAGAAUCAAAUUGAGCAACUUAAAGAAAAGGAAAAAGCCCUACUUGCUGAAAAUUCCAGGCUCUCUAAGCAGCCACAACCACCACCACUGCCACCACCGCCAACUAAUGAUCCUCCGAGAGAAAAUCAAAAUCAAGCGUACGCGGAGAGCAGCAGUCCAAGCUCCGAUGUGGUGACUGAAUUGUUCAUUGGACUACACAGGUCUUGUUGAACAUAAUGGUUUAAUCGUCUAGUGUAUGUUUGGUUUUACGUUAAUUCCAAUAGCAACAAAAUUCUUUCCAUAUUGCAUUGGAAUUUGUUCAGUUUAAGAACAAACAUAUCCUUAAUACUUGCCUUAUAUACAUGCAAGUGUAGAGUAAUUGGGAAAAGCCCUGAUGUGUCUAAUGUAUCUGUUGAACAAUGUCAUGCACUGAAUAUAUGUCAUAAUUUUAAUUUUUAUCAAAGUGUUGAAAAAAUUAUAGAUAGUCUUGAAAUAUAUAAAUUUAAGAGCAUAACUCUAAGAGUACUGCAUGCUCUGUGGGAAGUGAAGGCAGCACCACAAGCAUUUGAAAAUCAAGAGUUUCCCUCAAUCUUAUCUUAGGGUUGAUUUGUGGGGAAGGUGUGUAGGAAUAUUGAUGGUCUUUUUUCAAAUUUGUGUAAUAAUCCUUGGGGGUGUCUAGAAAGAAUGUAGGUUAAUUAUAAAUUUGAUAUCAUGAGUUGGCUGGGCCUUAGAGAUUUGGGCAUUGGAAGCCCUGGAUUUAGAGGUGGACUACAUUUACCCUAAGCAGACGGCCGGCCUCUUUGCUGAGCAUAAAGCUGAGUUGAUGUAUGAAUUCAGAUAAUCUUGUCGGUAUUAAGUUGGAGUAUCCCGUGUACUUCUUUCAACAAAUUACAUGUUAAUUCGAAUAAUUUGGACGACGGGACAAAACCUCUCCAAUGUAAAAUAGUAAUAGUAUCUCCUUAUAAAUAUGUUUAUGUGCAGCCAUUAUACUCAAGAAUCCGCCCAC